Messenger RNA from Emiliania huxleyi CCMP1516, 926 nucleotides. RefSeq lists its product as hypothetical. The record is from RefSeq and is a predicted model, not a curated record. NCBI's taxonomy places the organism in Eukaryota, Haptophyta, Isochrysidales, Noelaerhabdaceae. The transcript is spliced from 2 exons. Bases 417 to 710 code for a protein of 97 amino acids.
CGCCCCCUCCAGCCUCCUCCCGCCACCACCCUCGCCUCACCCUCCCGCCGCCUCGCUGCUCGCUCGCCGCUUGCUCGCCCGCCCGUUUCUACUUCCUCGUGAUCCGAACCGCCACCACCCUCGCCUCACCCUCCCGCCGCCUCGCCGCUCUCGCUCGCCGUUCGCUCGCCCGCUCCCGACUUUCUACUUCCUCGUGAUCCAUCUCGCCGUUCGCUCGCUCGCUCGCGCUCGACCUCCUACUUCCUCAUGAUCCACCGCAGCCACCCUCGCCUCGCCCUCCCGCCGUCUAGUCGGGAUUCCAGAUACGGAGUGGAGGCAGCCGGAGAAGGCUCCCGCCUUCGACUCGGCGCUUGUCGGCAAGCGGCUCGAGGUAGGUACUCUGGAAGCACACCGACAAGGACACGAACCAGCCGCACAUGAUCUGGUCGACGGGGCGCGUCGUCCGGGUCGCUGACGGGCUCUCUGACAAGAGGUCGAAGCGUGCGAGGUCGGUCUUGCCGGCCGGCGCUGUGCUCUGGGCUUGGGACGCGGACCCGGAGUUCGACGAGGCAGCGGGCGAGCAAUGGCUGUUCCUGCUGCCAAAGAAGUGGAACCCGAAGACGCACAAGCAGGUGUACAGCUGGCGGUAUGACCCUCGCGAGCUCGGCGCCGUGGAGGCGCCCACGGCCGACCCUCGGCGCCGCCAGUGCCGCCGGGACACGGAGCAGUGAGAAUUUUGAGUGUGUUUGUCGGGACGCUGUGUCAGUACUAGACCAUGUUAGACUCUUAGUGAUAUACCAUUGUGAUCCCCAGCACCUGUACUCCCAGCGCCAGUGUUCGUUUUUGUGCCCGAGGCGACUUUCUGAAAAUCACCAUAUCCCCCCCCCCUAGUGAGAGUCGUGGCGCUGCCCGUAUGUGUUCGAAUGUAAGUAAGAGGAUGCGUGGUG